AUGGGCCGUAGAUAAGAGAACAAACGCUGUUGCUAUCUCGAGCUAGCAAAGUGACAUUAACUGAAUAUCCUGCGUGGUUGAAUUGUUCAACGUGUUCUUGUGUUUCGUUUUUCGUCUUUCGUCUCGUUGAAAAUGAUCCUCACCGUGAAGCCGCUUCAAGGGAAAGAAUGCAGCGUGCAGGUGACUGAAGAUGAAAAGGUCUCCAAAGUGAAGGACCUUGUGUCCGAACGUCUCAACAUACCAGCAAACCAGCAGCGGUUGCUCUAUAAAGGGAAAGCGCUUGCAGAUGAACACAGACUAUGUGAUUAUUCCAUCGGGCCAGAGGCGAAAUUGAAUCUGGUCGUCCGUCCAGUGGGGGAGAGAACUGGAGCGUCAGGGCUGGCUUCCAGCUGCAGCAGCAGCAGCAGCAGCAGCAGCUCACAGGGAAGAGUGUGGCAGACUGUGUCCACUAUCCUUGCGAGACACUUUAGUCCAGCAGAUGCGGCAAAAGUGCACGAACAGCUUAUUAAGGACUAUGAACGGUCACUUCGACAACUUAGUCUAGACGACGUCGAGCGUUUGGCGGGAAGACUGCUUCACCCCGACGGCGAAGACAUGGACACCUCGUACAUGGACUAAGCCGAGCCGAAAGUUGCUUAUUGUAAAAUGUCUUGAGAGGCGCUCGGUUCUUGGAGGUGCAUACAAUGUUUAGAGUGUGAGGCAUGGAAAAUACAAUAUUGUUUUUCUUGCAUUGAGCUGUGUGCCUAAUCUUUGGCUGAGUGAAGACAGAUACCAGUGACUGGUUAUCUCAGCAAUAGGGAUAAACCAUGGCUAAGAAAACGUGGCAACUUCGAGUUGGUCAUUGAUGUUGCAGAAAUGACACGAGACCUGAUUACAUAAUAUUUGAAAAUGAAGGAAUCCAUCUAUGCUGUUGUUUUCACAUGAUCUCUGGCUGCUACGACUCUCAGCUGACUAACGUCGACUCGAGGGUUUUUAUUAGUAAUCUGUCAGAUUGUGUGUUCUGUUAACCAUCCUUGAAAAGGUAAUACACUUUUUAUUCCGUAACUAACUGAUGUUCAUUGAAUGAUUUGUAAAUAUUGUGUGUGUAUAUACAGACAUUAAACCACAGAAAAAGAAGUGUC
This is a messenger RNA of Pseudoliparis swirei, 1121 nucleotides long. It is a transcript of the gene ubl4a, whose product is annotated as ubiquitin like 4A. The transcript has 4 exons. Gene Ontology annotation, molecular function: protein binding. Gene Ontology annotation, biological process: post-translational protein targeting to endoplasmic reticulum membrane. The coding region runs from base 133 to 618 and encodes 161 amino acids. The record is from RefSeq and is a predicted model, not a curated record. NCBI's taxonomy places the organism in Eukaryota, Metazoa, Chordata, Actinopteri, Perciformes, Liparidae.